CAAAUGCUAGUGGCACGUAAUCGAUAGAACAGAGUCACAUUGUCGGUUAGAUAUUUAAGAUUGAAAUUCAUACCUCGUUCCUCCAGACAUCGAAAUGAUGAAAUCUAGUGCUCAUUUAAUGCGUGCUAUGCGCAAUAUUUCUAAAUCAUUAAAUUAUAAAAAUAAGCGUUUCUAUGGGGCAGCCUCUCAAGGUGAUCACAUCUUUCGCCAGUUAUUCGACAUAAGAACGUUUACGUAUACCUAUCUUAUUGCUGAUAAGACCUCAAAGGACGCUGUUUUAAUUGAUCCCGUACUGGAACAGACUGACAGAGACGAAAGCAUUUUGAAGCAGCUAGGCUUAAAUCUUAUCUACGCAAUUAAUACGCACGUUCACGCUGAUCACGUAACUGGUAGUGGUGAGUUGAAAAAACGCUUUCGAAACUGUCAAAGUGUGAUAUCGAAAGCUUCCAAUGCGAAAGCUGAUAUACACUUAGAAAAUCUCAACUCUCUACCUUUUGGAAGCACCGCCCUAGAAGCUAGAAAUACUCCUGGACAUACGAAUGGUUGCAUGACUUUUGUAUGGCAUGACGGCGAAAUGGCUUUUACAGGUGAUGCUCUCCUCAUAAGAGGAUGUGGUCGUACUGAUUUCCAAGAGGGAAAUUCAGAAACAUUGUACAACUCGGUCCAUUCCCAGAUUUUGUCCUUGCCUAAAAAUUGGUUGCUAUAUCCUGGUCACGAUUACACAGGUAACACUUAAAUAUUUAACUCUUUUCGUUUCACACUUAGUGUUUUCAUUUAAGGCCAAAGUGUAACGACAGUGGAAGAAGAAUUAAUAAACAAUCCACGCUUACGGCAGCCAAUUAAAGAUUUCGUUAAGUUUAUGGAAGAAUUAAAGCUACCAUAUCCGAGAGAAAUUGAAAGAGCCCUACCCCUUAAUAUGGUUUGUGGGCUUCAAUAGAAAUAUAAAGAUGCAUGGGUUGAAAGCGAAAGUGAUUUUUGGACAUCUCGAAAUUGUUUUACAUAGUCGCCAGUUUUUUAAAUAAUCAUUGAAAUUAAUAAAAUUAUUUUGUC
Messenger RNA from Dimorphilus gyrociliatus, 1050 nucleotides. The record is from the annotation of a GenBank genome assembly. Lineage: Eukaryota; Metazoa; Annelida; Polychaeta; Dinophilidae.